AUGUUCACUGUAUUUGAAGAUGAAGAAAACCACGAUGAAAGUCAUUACCAUCAGGAAGAUGCCGGAAAUAAUCUUUUGACGGACUCGGAACAACAGACAACACGUAGUGGAGCACCGCUAGGCACAACUUUAAAUUCCCGAUCGAAUUCUUCGAAGGUUUUCAGUUCAUCAGAUGCCGAUCGUACCGAAAAUCUUCCUCCUUCUGUGAUGCAAGCACUCAAUCAAAGACGAUUAUUCCAACAGCAACAACAACAACAAAUACAAGGAAGUGGUACAAGUAGUGGUAGUAGUGGCGGAAGCACUGGAAGACCAACAAGAACCUUCGGAGCAGUUUUGUCUUCUCAAUCGGCCGAUGAAGAAUUAAAUAGCAACAACACUCUCUCUUCGGAAUCCAUUCAACAACAACAACAACAUGGCAAUGAUGAGGAAGAAGAGGAUCAUCAAACAAAUCCUUUUGAUAAAUAUUGGAAUAUUCAGUUACCUCAAAAGCCUUCGUCGAGUGCUGCAACGAAUACAAGCAGCCUGUUCAAUAAUUCAUCAUUAACAAGCUCGAGUCAUCCACACGCAAAUUAUCGGCCGAAGAGUCUCGCUUCUUCUUCAUCUACCUCCAACAACCAAGAUCACAAUACAACACGUGUAAGCUCAAUGAAUAGCAACGCAAAUAGUGGAGAAGAAAAUCAAACUUUAAAAGUAUUACAAUCUCCGAUGGCUUCGCAAUUGCUCAGCCCUUCAAUUCGAAAAGCUAUUUCUAGUAUUUAUAAUGAAAAUAAUGAGUCAUCAUUUUCUGGUUCGUCAUCUUCAUCGUCAGCCAAGGACAAAGUUUCAUCAUCGAACCAUCAAAAUGUAAAUAAUACAUUUCACACCAUUCCUUCCGAAGGAAAUUUUUCAGAAACCAAUGAAAACAAUUUUAUACAUCAUGUACAUAGUACAUUUGGCACUAGAAAGAGAAAAAAGUCAAAUUGGUAA
Naegleria fowleri is the source of this 966-nucleotide messenger RNA. RefSeq lists its product as uncharacterized. The coding region runs from base 1 to 966 and encodes 321 amino acids. NCBI's taxonomy places the organism in Eukaryota, Heterolobosea, Eutetramitea, Acrasida, Naegleriidae. The record is from RefSeq and is a predicted model, not a curated record. The transcript has a single exon.